This is a messenger RNA of Thlaspi arvense, 483 nucleotides long. NCBI's taxonomy places the organism in Eukaryota, Viridiplantae, Streptophyta, Magnoliopsida, Brassicales, Brassicaceae. The record is from the annotation of a GenBank genome assembly.
AUGGAGGCUGUUCUGUAUACGCAUUGCUUCAAGUUGACUUUUCUGGAAGAAAUGUCUCUUCUCUCUUUCAGUGCCCAAAUUGCCUUGAAAAGAAAAGAAUCCUUCCAACUACCCAAGAAAGCCGCCCAUAUAAAAAUUCAUUCUAUGUACAAAUUAAACAAGUCGAUUCGAGCAUCCACAGCCAUAGCUGGAGCAACCUCUUUGUUCUGCAUCAUUGGUCUGGUGGUCCUCAUCUUGUUCGCCACUGUCGAAGACAGUUCUUUUACUUUCUCCGACGAACCAGCGGUGAGAGGAAACCAGUUCUUGGACCAGCCCUGCGAGGAAAUCUACGUGGUCAGAGAAGGGGAAACCCUCCACACCAUCAGUGAUAAGUGCGGUGACCCUUUCAUCCUGGAGGAGAACCCUCAUGUCCAGGACCCAGAUGAUGUUUUCCCAGGACUUGUCCUGAAGAUCACCUCUAAUCCGUGGAAAUUUUUGAGAUAG